AUGUUAUUUACGUGGGACUAUAGAAACACAUGUGUUAUCUUCGAGUGGUGGCAUAUCCGCUCGUUUAACUCUUUCAUCCUUUCCUUGAUUGCCCUUGUCAUAAUAUCUGCGGGCUACGAGUUCAUCAAAUCCGCCAUUGAGCUGUGGGAAAAGUCUCAUUCCAAUACAUUAACUGGGGCAACCGUCAAUUCCAGUGCAGUGGCCAUAAGGCAAUACAAAUUGAAGCACUCGUUAUUGUAUGGGUUCCAAGUUGGAUACGCCCUUUUGUUGAUGUUGGUGUUCAUGACAUACAACGGCUGGAUCAUGAUAGCGGUGGCUGUAGGUGCUGCAAUUGGAAAUUAUUUCUGGGGAGGCUUGGGCAGAGAUUCUACUAGAUCUAUAGCCUGUCACUAG
Suhomyces tanzawaensis NRRL Y-17324 is the source of this 393-nucleotide messenger RNA. RefSeq names its product low-affinity Cu transporter (gene CTR2). The transcript has a single exon. Gene Ontology annotation, cellular component: membrane. Gene Ontology annotation, biological process: copper ion transmembrane transport. Bases 1 to 393 code for a protein of 130 amino acids. NCBI's taxonomy places the organism in Eukaryota, Fungi, Ascomycota, Pichiomycetes, Serinales, Debaryomycetaceae. The record is from RefSeq and is a predicted model, not a curated record. Gene Ontology annotation, molecular function: copper ion transmembrane transporter activity.